Molecule: messenger RNA, 1259 nt
Organism: Culicoides brevitarsis
Lineage: Eukaryota; Metazoa; Arthropoda; Insecta; Diptera; Ceratopogonidae
Product: host cell factor-like
Exons: 3
Biological process (GO): chromatin remodeling; regulation of DNA-templated transcription
Cellular component (GO): histone methyltransferase complex
Molecular function (GO): transcription coactivator activity; protein binding
Source: RefSeq, a predicted model, not a curated record
GACGCCAUAGCAAACUCGUAAAAUACGCCAUUAAAACGAGAAUAAAGCGAGUCAGCGGGCAACAAUUUAUCGGAAGCGGUGCAAAAAGUGUCUAGUGACUGUGUUUCGACGAAAUCGGGCGAGCAAGUAGUGCACAACCAGUGAGAAUCCGGUUGAAAAUAUCGGCGGCCCGUUUUUUCGUCUUCGUCGUUUCCGAAAAACGCGAACGCAAAGAGUACAAUGUUAAUAUUUUUACCGUGGUCAACGGCAUUCACAGAGACAAAUUUUGAGGAAAAAUAAUUUUUUUGCGUGCACGGCAAGACAAGUGACGCGUGCACCGAACGUGCGAAAAGAAAGAAGAAAAAAAAAACAAAACAACAGCAAAAAAGCGGUAGAAAAUGGAGCAGGCUUUGUCGCCAUUGCCAUUGAAAUGGAAGAAAAUUACGGGAUCUACGGGCCCGCAACCGCGUCCCAGGCAUGGACAUCGCGCGGUCAACAUCAAGGAACUCAUGGUGGUCUUCGGGGGCGGCAACGAGGGCAUUGUCGACGAGUUGCACGUCUACAAUACAGCUUCCAAUCAGUGGUAUGUGCCAGCAACAAAAGGUGACGUGCCCCCGGGAUGCGCAGCGUACGGCUUCGUCGUCGACGGAACUCGCAUCUUCGUGUUCGGCGGCAUGGUUGAGUACGGCAAAUACUCGAACGAGCUCUUCGAGUUGCAAGCCACAAAAUGGGAAUGGAAAAAGUUGUCGCCAAAGCCGCCAGAUAACGGACCGCCACCAUGCCCGCGUCUCGGGCACAGCUUUACGAUGGUAGGCGACAAAAUUUACCUGUUUGGCGGAUUGGCAAACGAGAGUGACGACCCGAAAAAUAACAUUCCAAAGUACUUGAAUGACUUGUACACGCUCACAAUUAAGAACAAUCAGCUGGCAUGGGAGAUCCCGAAGACGUAUGGCGCAAGUCCGCCGCCACGCGAAUCGCAUACCGCCGUGGCUUAUGUGGAUAAGAAGAGCAAGAAGAGCAUGUUGGUCAUUUAUGGGGGCAUGAGUGGAUGUCGACUUGGGGAUUUGUGGUUGCUCGACACGAAUACGAUGAUUUGGACGAGACCGACGACGGAGGGACCGAUUCCGUUGCCGCGUUCCUUGCAUAGUAGCACCCUGAUUGGGCAUCGCAUGUACGUUUUUGGCGGAUGGGUGCCUCUUGUGAUGGACGACAUGAAGACGGCGGCACACGAAAAGGAGUGGAAAUGCACAAAUACGUUGGCAUGUCUUAAUUUAGACUUA